Messenger RNA from Clarias gariepinus (North African catfish), 825 nucleotides. RefSeq names its product pituitary tumor-transforming gene 1 protein-interacting protein. Gene Ontology annotation, biological process: protein import into nucleus. The record is from RefSeq and is a predicted model, not a curated record. Bases 45 to 602 code for a protein of 185 amino acids. Gene Ontology annotation, cellular component: nucleus; cytoplasm. Lineage: Eukaryota; Metazoa; Chordata; Actinopteri; Siluriformes; Clariidae. The transcript is spliced from 7 exons.
CGCGUCGCUGGAGCAGAACCGGAACCAGGAGCAGAACCGGAACCAUGGAGAAGAUUAAAGUCAUUGUUCAGUUCAUAAACCUUACAGGAGUUCUGUGUGCAGUGUGUGUGUGUGUGGGGUUUAUUCACUCCGCUCACUCCGUCACACCGUCACCCACACUACCUCCUGUCACACACCCGUGCAGCUCUGCCUCCAGCUGUGACUCCUGCCUGAAGAAUGUCUCUUGUUUGUGGUGUUACACUAAUAACACCUGUACACUUUAUCCCGUGUCUCAUCUGCUGCCUCCUGCCUCAGUGUGUAAACUGUCUCAGGCCCGCUGGGGGGUGUGUUCAGUUAACUUUGAGGCUCUGAUCAUCGCGAUGGCCGUGAUCCUGGGUCUGAUCCUGCUGGUCAUCACCGUGUGCUGCUGCUACUGCUGCUGCCGCUGUGGGCGAUCAUCACGGUCAGCACGUAUAGAGGAGGACAUUGCUCGGAAGAGAGAGAGAGAGAGACAGGCUGAUGAGCGGAGGGCUGAGCGCAGGUCAAGAUACAGUGAGAUCCGGAAGAAGUACGGUUUAAUGUCGGACUCCGAUCACCCGUACAGCAAGUUUGAGAACGAGUGAGACGGGAGUGAGACGGGAGUGAGACAUCUGACUGAUUAAUGUUUGCUUUUAUCACCAUAAAUGAAGAAUCUGAUUAACCUGAUUACGUUUAAUGUCUAUUCAAAUUGCAAUGUCAUGCUGAUGCGAGUGUGUGUGUGUGUGUGAGAGUGUGUGGUUUUAAACAUUGCUGUGCUAUUGUGUGCUCUAAUUCAAUGUUUCCUAAUAAACUUCCACUUUUACCUUU